Messenger RNA from Diabrotica balteata, 2079 nucleotides. NCBI's taxonomy places the organism in Eukaryota, Metazoa, Arthropoda, Insecta, Coleoptera, Chrysomelidae. The record is from the annotation of a GenBank genome assembly.
AAAUUUCGCGGCUUCGCGGUUUUGUUUGUUUUCAAUCUAUUGUUAUAUACCACUUUUGAUAAAGGAAAUUGUUUGUCUUUAAUUACCCAAUCAUGACUACCCAGGAUACGAGUCAAAAUAGCAUAUGUGACAAUGAAGAUAUGUUUAAAAUAUUGGUAGCAACUGAUAUACAUUUAGGUUAUGCCGAAGAUAAUCCGGUAAGAGGGCCCGAUACAUUCGAUACUUUUGAAGAAAUACUUCAGCUUGCUGUUAAAAAUGAAGUAGAUUUUAUUUUAUUGGGUGGUGAUUUGUUUCAUCAUGCACAACCAAGUCCUUAUUGCAUUCACAAAUGCUUAGAACUCAUGAAAAAAUAUUGCUUGGGAGAUAGACCUGUUUCAAUAGAAUUUUUAUCAAAUCCCUCACAAAAUUUUAGCCAGAGUGCAAAUGCAACUGUGAAUUACGAAGAUCCAAAUUUGAAUGUUUCUUUUCCAGUAUUUUCUAUACAUGGCAAUCAUGACGAUCCUACAGGCAAGAAGCAUAUAUCAGCCCUAGAUAUAAUAUCAACCUCUGGACUUGUCAAUUAUUUUGGCAGAUGGGAAAAUUUAGAUAAAGUAGACAUAACUCCUAUUUUACUACAGAAAGGGAAAAGUAAAUUAGCUCUGUAUGGACUUUCCCAUAUUAGAGAUGAAAGAUUAGGAAGAUUGUUUUUAGAUGGAAAAGUCAAAAUGUUGUCUCCAAAGGACAAAGAUGAUUGGUUUCAUUUGCUGGUUUGGCAUCAGAACCGAGCCACAAGAGGAGCAAAGAAUUUUAUACCGGAUGACUGCCUUCCAGAUUUUUUAAAUCUAGUAAUUUGGGGACAUGAACACGAUUGUAGAAUAGAGCCAGAGAGGAAGCUUAACGAUGUUUUUAUAUCUCAACCAGGCAGUUCAGUUGCUACUUCUUUAAUUGAAGGCGAAUCAAUUACUAAAAAAGUAGGAAUAUUGAAAAUUUAUGAAACAAACUUUAAAAUGGAACCUGUGGAACUAGAAACAGUGAGGCCUUUUAAAUAUGCAGAAAUUAAUUUAAGUGAUGAAAAUCGAUUGGGUAAUGAUGGAAGCUCAUUUAGUGAACAAGCUAUGCAAAUUGUAUGUGCCAAAAUAGACGAAAUGAUAAAGGAAGCUAAGGACUUAAAACAUGCUAAAAAAGUUAGCGAGAAGCCUUUGAUCAGGUUAAUUGUCAAAUAUAAAAAUGAGAGAGCCGUGUUUAAUUCUAUCAGAUUUGGACAGAUGUAUACAGAAAAAGUAGCAAAUCCUGAUACCAUGGUCAAAUUUCAGGUAAUUAAAGAAUGUUCUACACGAAGGAGACUCAAUCAAGAUUUAGUAGACGAUGAGAUUUUGGAAGGGCCAGUAUUAGUCGAGCGAGUUGAAGAUCUAGUUUCUCAGUAUUUUUCGGAACAUAAACAUCUACAACUAUUUCCAUUAAAUACAAUAAAUGAAGCCGUAAAGAGAUUUAUUGACUCAAGUGAUGCUGGCGCAAUAGUCGACAUAAGAGAAAAUAUUAUUAAAGAGAUGCUUAAAAAACUCCAACAGGAUCUUCCUGAAAUUGAAGACACUGAGAAUGCCAUUGAAACGAUAAAAAGUAAUAUGGAAGAAAACUCUCUUACUUUUGUAAAUAAAGUUUUGGAAGACCCAAAAAGACAGAAGAAGAAGGUUAGUGAGGAUAAUGAUGAUGAUGUCUAUAUGGUAGAUGAUAACAGUGAUGACGAAAUCGUCAAAAAUAAAAAAUCUCCUGCAAAACCAAAAGGUGCUACUAGAGGGCGAAAAGGUAGAGGAGCAGGAUCAUCUCGACAAGAUGAUGAUGACGUCCAGGUAAUUGAAGACGACAGUGAUGAUGACAAUGGUAAAAGUGCAUUCGGUUUAUUUGGAAACAAAAAAGCCACUCCACGAGGUAGAGGAACUACGUCCAGAGCAAGAGGGGGACGUGCAAGAGCUAAGAAAAACUAAUAAGUUUAUAACUAUAAGAAUCAUUGUUUCUGUUACGUUUCUCUUAAUAUUUUGUUAAAACAGUGAACCAUUUAAUAGAAAAGUAUUCUUUGUAUAAAUAAAUAUUUUAUCAAAGCAA